AUGGCGUCGACUAGUGGCAAUGCAGAGUCUGACGAUGCCGGGGUCCAGUCCGCGAGUAGCUACAACGCUGACGAACUACUCGCACGCUGCAGGGACCUGCAGGAAGAAGUGCGACAAUUCGGUGACCACCUGGCAAAGGCCUACGAUGGCUACUUCCAACCUGAUUUCCCCACCCGGCUGCAUGCUACUUUCAGCAAUAACCUACGAGCAGAAGUGGAAGCGAUAAGGAAGCACAUGGAGUCCCCAGAUCCAACAUCAAUACACCACCUGUCGAGCUCGAACCUGCCCUUUUUCCAGACAGUAUGGGAUGCAGCAAAGCGAGCACGAGGCAUCGUCAGACUGCAAUGUCCCGUAUGGCCUGGCCCAAAGAAGCAAGCCGCUCUGGCCCCUGGUCACCGCAUCAUUCUGUCUCAAGGGAGCGGCCAACGGAAGUCUGGAGACAGCGCUUUUAUCAUCGAUGUCAUAGCCGAUGACGGAAAGUCUUGGCUCAAGGUAUCGACCUACAGUAACAAUCGGCUGGUGCACGAUUGCGCCAAGGAAGGCGUCUUCUGUGGAGACAGCGACGAAGACGACGAUGACGGACCAGACGCGGACGAUUUCUCUGACAUCCCUCUCGUGAAGACGGCGCAAAAACUAGCCAAUACAGCUCAAGGGUACCGCAUCGGAACGCGAAGUCCAACAUGCUACCUUAUACUGCCCGGGAUUUUCGAAGGGCAAGAUUUCGCGGUGGACAAGAUUUUGGACAUAUGUCGCCACAUUGGUAUCAAUAUGAUAUGUGGAAACGCCGUACCGCCGGCACCACUGCUAUCGGAAAGCGUGCUCUCCUCUAUGGUCCCAGGACCAAAGGCCAAGAUAAGCAAAGUCCUGAAUAUGGACACUUCCAUUCUGAUUGCUCUUGCGUCCGAGUUCUCCAACAUGAAGUUUGAGGACCUGCCGUCGAGGAUUCAUCGAAACAAGACUCACAUUGAUCAUGCACACCUUGAGAGAAAAGAGCCGUUUCUCGCACAGAUUCUACUCGUGCUGAGUGACCGUGAGCUUGUAUGCACGAAAGAAGCGGCUGCAGCACUCUCUCAUAUCGUAAACACGAUAGGCACAGACGCGGAAAAUGCUCGUGCUCAUCUCCUCCUCAACGUUGAUCCUACCAAGACUCGUGAGCAGCGGAUAGCCGAGCUACAGGGCCUGUCGGUCCACCGUAUCCCAGCUUGCUUGCAGCUGCCGAUCCGGAUAGUCGGUAUGGACGAUGAUGACUGCCAGGCUCGCUUCACGGCGCCCAUCAAGGAGUGUCUGGCUGUGUUGCUCAACCCUGCAAGGUCAGUCUUCAGUUACGGUUGGGCCAAGUCCUUUACCACAGUCACUUGCAAUGGGGUCGCGGUCAAGCAGCUCGAGAGGGAUUUGGAGAUGUCACCGACUCUAGAGUUGGAGUGGCCUUCGGUAUGGGUAAUAGCGACGUCACGACCGCUGGUCGGCAUCCCGAGGAAAGCCGGCUUCCGACGCGUAAGGAAACAUAUAGGAGAUUGUCGAAUUACAUGUACAUGCGGCGUGGAGAAGCUGUAUGCCAGCCGAAGCGACGUCACGAUCCUAUAG
This is a messenger RNA of Anthostomella pinea, 1584 nucleotides long. NCBI's taxonomy places the organism in Eukaryota, Fungi, Ascomycota, Sordariomycetes, Xylariales, Xylariaceae. The record is from the annotation of a GenBank genome assembly.